UCAUUGCUGAUAGGUUUGGAAACUUGACUUUUCCAGAGACCAUUAAUGGACUUCACAGACUUGUCCAGGCUGCCCCUGUCUCUCCAAGACCCACCCCCCAUUCCUGGGCAACCAGAGGAAAUCCAGCUGCUUAGUGAGGAGGCAACACCCAGAUCCAGCAGCAGCCCGAGCUGGUGCCAGUGCGGAAAUUGCCUCCCAUCCCAACUCCCCAGGAGUCACCAAUGCCUGGAGGAGCUGUGCUGUCGGAAAAAGCCAGGUGCCUGCAUCACAACCUCAGAGCCAUUCAAGCAGCUCAUCCUGUCCAGACGUGCCCUGCAGUUCCUCCUGCUCUACCAGGAGCCCUUGCUGAAGCUGGAUGCGGAUGCCACCAACAACCAGCUGCGGCACUGCGCCUACAGGUGCUAUGCCACCUGGCGCUUCGGCUCCAAGGACCUGGCUGACUUUGCGAUCCUGCCCAGCUGUUGCCGCUGGAGAAUCCGGAAAGAGUUUCCCAAGAGUGAAGGCCAGUACAGUGGCUUCAAGAGUCCUUACUGAUGGAACAGAGCAGUCAUAGGCAAAUUACUUCUGCUUGCACCCCGAGCUUCAGCAGCCAAGAUCUGUGGCCAGAUUUCCUCUGCUGCCACUCUGCAUGUGUCAGAGAGCAGAGAGACCCGGGUAAACAAACAAACCAGCCAGAAUGCCUCAACAUGGACUGAGAGUCGAGAGAUUCAGACGUCUGUCUCAAUUUUGCCCCUGGGAAGCUGUGUGAUCUAAGGCCUUUAACCUCUGUACCUCAAUUGCCUUACCAUUCAACCUACUCUCUUACAGAGAUAUUGGGAGGAAAAUUGAGACAGUGUAUACAAGCUUUCUUGUUAAUGCAUAGAGAGCUAUAUGAAUACAAAGCAACUCAUUAUGAGGUCAGACUAGGAUAAUGUCCAACUAUGAACAAACUCUUUGGGACUUGAGUCCUGGUUGGAGAACGUGAAGGAUUCAAAGUGGCUACAAAUUCCUUGGCCUUUGUCUCUCAGGACCUGAAGGUUAUGUCUCCUCCCCUUGCGCAGCUCUGAUUGCUUAUCCAAUAGUGGAAGUGAUGCUGGGUCAGUUUCAAGGUCUUGGUCUUAAGAGGCUGGCAACUUCCACUCCCUGUCCCUUGACACUUGCUGUGCAGGAAGCCAGACCUCAGGUAAAAGUCUGACUAUCCUGAGACAGCCCUGCUGUGAGCAAGCCCAAGCAACCAUGUGGAGAGGAGAGAUGACUGACCAGUCCCAGCUUUCAAAUCAUACAAGCCCAGUCACUAGGCAUGGGAGAGAAGACUUUAGACCCUUCCAGAGCCUGCUAACACAUGUCUGCAACUGCAUGAGACACCCCAAGUGAGAGCUGACCCAUGAAUGCACAGAACAAAAUUGUUUUAAGCCGCUAAGUUUUGAGUUCUUUGUUCUAUAGCAGCAGAUAACUGGGACAAGAGAGCAAGCUGGACUCUUGGGGACAUAGACUCAGCCCAUACCUUCCCUGGUCCUAAAGGUCUCAGGGAGCCUGGACCACCUCUGGAGCUCCUUAGGAGCCUAGGUUCCCAUUCAGCAGUUCUAGGAGGGCUGCAGAUGGAAUCAGGUAACUCACCAGCCCAGCCCUGGAAUCCAUCCAAUUUAACUGCCACGCUGCCCAAUCAUUUCAAUUGCAUUACAUUUCUACGACUGGAAAUAACCACUGC
Myotis brandtii (Brandt's bat) is the source of this 1687-nucleotide messenger RNA. RefSeq names its product purinergic receptor P2X, ligand gated ion channel, 7 (gene P2RX7). The transcript has a single exon. NCBI's taxonomy places the organism in Eukaryota, Metazoa, Chordata, Mammalia, Chiroptera, Vespertilionidae. Gene Ontology annotation, biological process: monoatomic ion transport. Bases 46 to 534 code for a protein of 162 amino acids. The record is from RefSeq and is a predicted model, not a curated record. Gene Ontology annotation, molecular function: purinergic nucleotide receptor activity; ATP binding; monoatomic ion channel activity. Gene Ontology annotation, cellular component: membrane.